AUGAGUUUACAAGAAAAGCAGACAAUUGCAAUGAUUCAAAGCACAAUGGAAUCAUGUCCAUUCAAGACAGCCAUGUCUGGCACAGCAGGUUUUGUGAUGGGUGGUGCUUUUGGUUUGUUCAUGUCAUCAUUUGAAUAUUCUGGCCCCAACAUGAAUGAGGAAAUUGCCAACCAAACUACCAAGCAACAAAUCAAGGCUGCUUUCAAGGAUAUGAGUUCUCGUUCAUAUUCAAUGGCCAAGAAUUUUGCUGUAGUUGGUGCUAUUUAUUCUGGAUCAGAGUGUUGUAUUGAAUCUUAUCGAGCCAAAAAUGAUCUUUACAACAGUAUGGCUGCAGGAUGUUUCACAGGAGGAGCCUUGGCUGUAAGAGCUGGUCCUCAGGCUGCAGCCUUUGGCUGUGCUGGUUUUGCCGCCUUUUCUACUGCCAUUGAUUGGUAUAUGCGAAGAGAUUAA
This is a messenger RNA of Phycomyces blakesleeanus NRRL 1555(-), 450 nucleotides long. RefSeq names its product NADH dehydrogenase 1 alpha subcomplex subunit 11 NDUFA11 (gene NDUFA11). Gene Ontology annotation, cellular component: TIM22 mitochondrial import inner membrane insertion complex. The transcript is spliced from 3 exons. The record is from RefSeq and is a predicted model, not a curated record. Gene Ontology annotation, biological process: protein insertion into mitochondrial inner membrane. Gene Ontology annotation, molecular function: transmembrane protein transporter activity. Bases 1 to 450 code for a protein of 149 amino acids. NCBI's taxonomy places the organism in Eukaryota, Fungi, Mucoromycota, Mucoromycetes, Mucorales, Phycomycetaceae.